CGGGGCUGUAGCGGGCCGGGGCGGUUGGACUGGCUGCUGACGCUCGUGGUCAUGGAGUGGGGUUCGGAGUCGGGAGCUGUGAGGCGGCACCGCAUCGGAGGGGAGCGCCGGGACGGCCCGGCGGCCGCGCCGCAACUGGAGAGGGAGGCCCUGGUGCAGGAGCCCCUGGCGGACGCGUGUGGCGGCGGCGCGAGGACGCGGAAGCGGAGUGGGGAGGGGAGCGGCAGCGCGAGCCGGGGCGCGGGUACCGGACUGUCUGAGGCGCGCGCCUCGUUGGGGCUGGCGCUUUACCUCCUCGCGCUGCGGGCACUCGUGCAGCUCUCGCUGCAGCAGCUCAUGGUGCGUGGGGCCGCUGUUGGCCACCGCGGAGAGUUCGACGCACGCCGAGCCAGGGAUUAUCUUGAGCACAUAACAUCCAUUGGCCCCAGGACUACAGGGAGUCCAGAAAAUGAGAUUCUGACAGUGCGUUACCUUUUGGAACAGAUUAAACUGAUUGAAGUUCAGAGCAACAACCUUCACAGGAUUUCAGUAGAUGUACAACGGCCCACAGGCUCCUUUAGCAUUGACUUUUUGGGAGGGUUUACAAGCUACUAUGACAACAUCACCAACGUUGUGGUAAAGCUGGAACCCAGAGGUGGAGCCCAGCAUGCUGUCCUGGCCAACUGUCAUUUUGACUCAGUGGCAAACUCACCAGGUGCCAGUGAUGAUGCAGUUAGCUGUUCAGUGAUGCUGGAAGUCCUACGUGUCUUGUCAACAUCUUCAGAAGCCUUACAUCAUGCUGUCAUAUUUCUCUUUAAUGGUGCUGAGGAAAAUGUCUUGCAAGCCAGUCAUGGUUUUAUUACCCAGCACCCGUGGGCCAGCUUGAUUCGUGCAUUUAUUAACCUGGAGGCCGCGGGUGUAGGAGGGAAAGAACUUGUAUUCCAAACAGGUCCUGAAAAUCCUUGGUUGGUCCAAGCUUAUGUUUCAGCAGCUAAACACCCUUUUGCUUCCGUGGUGGCUCAGGAGGUUUUCCAGAGUGGAAUCAUUCCUUCAGAUACUGACUUUCGUAUCUACAGGGAUUUUGGGAACAUUCCAGGAAUAGACUUAGCUUUUAUUGAGAAUGGAUACAUUUAUCACACCAAGUAUGACACAGCGGACAGAAUUCUAACAGAUUCCAUUCAGCGAGCAGGUGACAACAUUUUAGCAGUUCUUAAAUAUCUAGCUACAUCUGAUAUGUUGGCUUCUUCUUCUAAGUAUCAACAUGGAAACAUGGUCUUCUUUGAUGUGCUUGGCCUGUUUGUCAUUGCCUACCCCUCUCGUGUUGGCUUGAUAAUUAACUACAUGGUGGUAAUGGCUGUUGCUUUAUACCUGGGAAAGAAAUUAUUGCAGCCCCAAAAUAAGACUGCUGCCUAUACAAAGGACUUCUUCUGUGGACUUGGCAUCACUCUGAUAAGCUGGUUUACUAGCUUGGUUACAGUUCUCAUUAUAGCAGUGUUCAUCUCUCUUAUUGGACAGUCUCUCUCAUGGUAUAACCACUUCUACGUCUCUGUUUGUCUGUAUGGAACUGCAGCUGUUGCCAAAAUAAUAUUCAUACAUACCCUCGCAAAAAGAUUUCAUUAUGUGAAUGCCAGUGACCAGUAUCUGGGAGAAGUAUUUUUUGACGUCUCUCUGUUUGUGCACUGUGGGUUCCUUACAGCUCUCACUUACCAAGGGCUCUGCUCGGCAUUUAUUAGCGCUGUCUGGGUGGCAUUCCCGUUGCUCACAAAGCUUUGCGUGCACAAGGACUUUAGGCGGCAUGGUGCCGGAGGAAAAUUUAUUGCCUUUUACCUUUUGGGGAUGUUUAUUCCUUAUCUUUAUGCAUUGUACCUCAUCUGGGCCGUAUUUGAGAUGUUUACCCCUAUCCUUGGGAGGAGUGGUUCGGAAAUUCCACCUGAUGUUGUGCUGGCUUCUAUUUUGGCUGGUUGUACAAUGAUUCUCUCAUCCUAUUUUAUUAACUUCAUCUACCUUGCCAAAAGCACAAAAAGAACUAUGCUAACUUUAACUUUGGUAUGUACAAUUGCAUUCCUCCUUGUUUGCAGUGGAACUUUUUUCCCAUACAGCUCCAACCCUGCCAGUCCAAAGCCAAAGAGAGUGUUCCUUCAGCAUGUGACUAGAACAUUUCAUGACUUGGAUGGAAACGUAGUUAAACGAGACUCUGGAAUAUGGAUCAACGGGUUUGAUUAUACCGGAAUGUCUCACAUAACACCUCACAUUCCCGAGAUCAACGAUACCAUCCGAGCUCACUGUGAGGAGAAUGCACCCCUAUGUGGUUUCCCUUGGUAUCUUCCAGUGCACUUUCUCAUCAGGAAAAACUGGUAUCUUCCUGCCCCAGAAGUUUCUCCAAAAGAACCUGCUCAUUUCAGACUUGUAUCCAAAGAACAGACACCCUGGGAUUCUGUAAAGCUGACCUUUGAAGUAACAGGACCAAGCCAUAUGUCAUUCUACGUUCGAACCCACAAAGGGUCUACACUUUCUCAGUGGUCUCUUGGCAAUGGCACCCCAGUCACGAGUAAAGGAGGGGACUACUUUGUAUUCUAUUCCCAUGGACUCCAGGCCUCUGCAUGGCAGUUCUGGAUAGAAGUACAGGUCUUGGAAGAACAGCCUGAAGGAGUGGUCACUGUGGCCAUUGCUGCCCACUAUCUUUCUGGGGAUGACAAGAGAUCCUCCCAGCUGGAUGCUCUGAAAGAGAAGUUCCCAGAUUGGACAUUUCCCUCUGCCUGGGUGUGCACCUACAAUCUCUUUGUGUUUUAGUCUUGUGGAUGAGCUCUAAGUACAUGCCCAGUGGGAUACUCCACGUGGCACGGUUUCUCCUUGUGUUUCAUGGAUGUUGGUAUGUAAGCCAAUGAAUUAAUGAGCAUAUGUUCAAAGAGCUUUGUGGGCUAACACUCUUCAGAGCCCAGCACUGUCUGUAAUGGUUAUGCUGUGGUGUAGUGUGCAUGGCCCUUCUGACACUUGAAAAUACCAGUUUUCUGGCACUUAAGCACAUGUGGGUAUUGCCACUACCUACAUAUGUCAUUUUAUAUGACCUUACGGACGAAAGCCAACAAACCACUUUAAUAGUUGUCCCCUUAGGAUCAUGAAAGAUGCAGAAGGUACUGUAUGUAAAUCCACUGUUAAUGAGACAAAUGACAUUUCCAGUUAAAGCCCAAGACUAUUUUUUUUGUGUCAUUGGAUGGUAGGUUAAAUAUCAUUCACAGUAAUGAUUCCCCUUGAGACCUAACUCUGUAGGUCAUUAGAAAGCAACUGCGGUAAAGACUGGGGAAGAACCAUUGGGCUUUUGAGGCCCCAGCCUGUGCCAAGAGCUCUGCUUCUGCAUGCAGCCUUCAGUGUGCUUUGCAUCUCUGAAGCCCCCGUCCUCUGAUGUGGAAACCUGUGUGAGUUGGUGACUCCUGUCCUUCUGACAAGUGGUCCCUGAGCUCCAUCAUUGUAAUGCUUUUCUGUGGUUGUUUUCAAUGCCUGUUUCCCUCUGAAACAUCUCUUUUCCUCCUCUCCACACCUCACCAUUGUGAGAAGAGCAUUUGUCUAGUUACCUUUCCCUCUGAGUUUCACAGGCUCUUUUGGUUUAGAAUAUUGUUUGUGCAAGUAUAUGACGUUAACUUCCUUCUUCAGAGCACUAGUUGCCAUGGUGGCUAUUCUGGGGUGGGAGGAGAGUGGGGUUGGGAGUGGCUGGGCAUUUUAUAUUUAUUCUCAUUUUUUAGGAGUCUUCUGUUAUCCAAGGUUAAUCCUUUAGGGCAUAAUUUUAUUGAUGCACUGGGUCCUUAUUUUUGUCUGUUUUCCAGCCAGUUGAACAGAUUAGUUUCUCACUAACUUACUGUGGUCAGCAGAGCUGGCUUUCCUGAGACUUGAGGCUGUGGCUUGUACUGGAAUGUCCUUCUGUAACUGUGCUUAUAGUUGUUGGUGUUCAGAUCCUACAUGAUGGCAGCUCUAGGACUUAGAGGUACUUUUCAUGUUGAGGAAGAUGGCUCUUGGCUUCCUGGCUCCAGCAGUGGAAGAGUUUAGUUAGAGCAGUGGUAAAUUCCGCUAGCUUUCUUUUUUCCAUUAAAAAUGUAAAAAGACAAUUUUUGCAUUUAGCAAGCCUAGGCCAAAAAAAAACAUUUUAAAGAAAAGCCAUAGUAAAACAAAAAAAGUGGCACUCGGAUCUGCCUGAACAGAAGGAGCAUAGUAAGUGUGCAUUGUUGAAGAAAAUACUUCUUGAAGCUGCUAGUGCUUUCUGCCUCAUACUGCCUGCCUAAUUUGUGACUCCUUAAAAGCUGACCGAGCCCACACAGACAGCAGGGUUGCAGCCAGAGCUGAAUGGUAACAUGCUGUCAGUCACAUGCAUGGACACCGGAACCAUUGCUUUUCCUGGACUUUGUAGGAACCAUAUAGAGUUGACCCUUGAACAACACGGGGAUAUGGGGUGCUGACCACUGUGCAGUUGAAAAUUUGCAUAUAACUUUACAGUCAUACCUCUGUAUCCAAGGUUCUACAGCCAUGGAUUCAACCAACCACGGAUCAUGUAGUACUGUAAUACCCAUUUAAUGAAAAUAAUCUGUAUAAUUGGAUCUGUACCAUUCAAACCCAUGUUGUUCAAGGGUCAGCUGUAUCACUAGUCUUGGGUGCUUCACGUGUCAGGUAGUACACAUAAGGUUUGCAGUGUUUAUAAGCUUUUAUAGACUCAACAAUUGUGGAGAAAAAAACGUAUCUAAACACAUUUCAAAAUACAGGCAUAUUUUCUGUUCCUGUGGUUAAUCUGAAAUAGAUUAAUGGAAAUUAUUUAUAGGAAAAAGAAAAGCAAAAUCACAAGUAUUGAAGGACAUUACAUGAGAAACAAAUAGUUCCCUGUUGUUACUCCUUUUCAGUAAUAAUCACGGUUUUCUUUUUGCCUUUGAGUUAUUUUCCUAUGCGAACAAUUCUCUCUUGUUUUGGUUUUCUUUGGCAUUAUAAAGCUCUGAUUAUCGUACAAAUGCUCACUAGUCUCACGGCAUGCUUAAUAUUCUGGGGGACUGUUUUAAUGCCAAAAGUGGUUAAGUAAUUAUACACAAUAUUCAUGGCUCUGUUAAGAACACUGUCAGAUCAACAAUCUCUGAGAUUAAAGAACUUGUUAGUUUUUUGAGUAUCUGAUGUGAAUAACUCGUUUCUAAAAGGGUCUUUUCAAAUUCUAAUGCAUUUCUUGCAGAAUUUAAAAUGUACAGUACGGCACGUUCAGGGAAAGUAUGAAGGGUUGCGAUUUUGAAGAAAUCCUUAAAAUUUACAUUGUGUCUGACCUAAGAUGUUGCAUGAAGUAUUUCUGUUUCCACACUUUAGCAGAUGUAAAUAAGCACGACAGGACUCCUAAAAUGUCACUACUGAGGGAGCCACUACUUACGUAGCCAGACUGCUGACUCAGGAAGCUAUAGAAAAAAUGAUUAUGUCUAUUUCUUUUCACUGGUUUGCUAAGGAUUAAUUAUUGCCUUACAAUUUAACUGAAAUAAACUUUUUAACAUAUGAGUUUUAGUAUCUUUAACAGAGAAACAGAUCUUUAUUUUGUUUUCCUGUAGCCCCCAUAUUUGAAGGGUACAGAGCCUUUUAAAGCUGUUAAAAAGACCUAGAUGGCUCAUGUGGUAUCAUUGAUGUUUUAAAGGGUCAUGUGAGCAAAGAACUCAACAUGGCUUCAACUGGAAUCCAUUUUACUGUGGAAUGAAAUUGUGCAUCUGAAUUUCACAGAAAUCAAUGGCCUAUCAAUCAAUCAUUUGGUAAAUAUUGAGCUACAGCAUAUUUAGCAGUUUUAUCAUUGCCACUGGCAAAGAAAAUCACUGAAGGGCUAAUUAAUAAAUAAAGGCUAUUCUUUCAUUAAGUGAUUGAUUGAUUGAUUGAUAGGGAUAGGAGGGAGGGAAGAAAAUAUGGUCUUUCAGCCAGAGAGUAACCCACUGUGCAUUCCAAUCUUCACACAAGGAAGGGGCACCACCAGUCCCCAAACAGUGUACCACUUGUGAGCUCCCAGAGCUCUGUGCAAGUUAACUGCCCUUCCUAAGUGAAUUCCCUCCGAAUAACUUCUAUUCUUAAAUACACCUUGCCUUCUUUUAGGGCCAAUAAAGCCAAAAUGCAUC
Messenger RNA from Balaenoptera musculus (blue whale), 6086 nucleotides. It is a transcript of the gene ERMP1, whose product is annotated as endoplasmic reticulum metallopeptidase 1. The record is from RefSeq and is a predicted model, not a curated record. The transcript has 15 exons. Gene Ontology annotation, biological process: proteolysis. Lineage: Eukaryota; Metazoa; Chordata; Mammalia; Artiodactyla; Balaenopteridae. Gene Ontology annotation, molecular function: metalloexopeptidase activity. The coding region runs from base 52 to 2769 and encodes 905 amino acids.